ACACAGGUGCUUUACUUUACUCAGGUGCUUUACUUUACUCAGGUGCUUUACUUUACACAGGUGCUUUACUUUACUCAGGUGCUUUACUUUACUCAGGUGCUUUACUUUACGCGAGUCUUUCUGCUUCCGCCUCGUCUCCGACGGAAACACUGGACUUUACUUCCCCUCAUUCAUCUGACGGCUUCAGUUACUUUACAGAUUCACAUUUUUACACUAAACACGUGAAGAGUUUAUAAAAUCUGAUGUUUUGUUAUAAAUGAAACUCCCAACUGUUUGUACGAGUUCAGUUGAAUCGAUUAAUCGAUUAAUCGAUUAGUCGACUGACAGAAAAUCAUUCGAUCCGGAAUGAAAAGCAUCAUCAGCUGCAGUCCGAUACAAACCGGUUCAACAUGAGCUCCAGCUCCACCAGCUGCAGCAGCAACAUCCUGCUUUACAUUAAUGCACGAGGAAUAAUAACCUGAUGAUAGAAUAUAUAACAGCUCUGGCGUCGGUGGACUGGCUGCUGUGAGCCUCGGGCGUUAGGAGCUUAUUGAUUACGAUCAUUGAUCCCGCUGAAAACAAACUAAACGUCUUGGCGAACAUCAGCUGAUAAAAAAUGAAGCGUCGUUACAUUUUAAACUGCACAGCAGUGCAUAAAGUUAAUGUUUAAACUAACGUUAAAAAGCUGAUUUCACAUGAAUAUGCCUGUAUUAUUAUUAUUAUUAUUAUUAUUUAUUAAUAAUAAAGAUGUGGCAGAGGAGAAAUGAGGUCAGGUGGUCUCUUGCCUGUGAAUCAGACUCAGUUGUGAAACAAACUUCUUCCCAAAUGUUGAAACAAAAGCUGAAAGAAGGUUUGGAGACUUCUGCAGUCCGAUGACGCGCUUCCUGAGCGGCGGCCGGAAGCCAAACAUCUGAAACGCGUUUUCUGCUGACUCAGUUUGUCCAGGAUUUCUUAAAGAAACAUGACGACACAGGAAGUGAAGCGGCACACACACCUUCAGCCAGGCGUCGCGCUUCACGCUUCAUUUACCUGAAGUGGAGUUUUACAGUGUGUGGUUAGAGACGCUUCCUCCAUGCCUAAUAAUGAAAUAUUAACUCUUGCAUGGCAUCACUGGUUUCACUGGAUGUGAUGGGAGGUGAACUGGUUUAAAGACCUGAUCGGUGACCAGUUGGAGUCAGUUAAUGCACCUGAGAGAGUUUCCUUCCUGCCUCCGACUCCGAGCUGUUAAGAAUCUGGAUUAAAGGCACAGAUAAAGGUGUGAAGUCACGUGUCGUGGCGGCAGGUGAGACCCUGCAGGUUUCCUGUCUCUCCCCGCGGAUCUACGGUUGGUUGUGACGCAACAAGUUUUCACAAGCUUCGUCACUUCGGGAUUUAUCUGUAUGACUCCACGGAGAGUGACGGUGCUGUCGGUGCCCGUCAACGGGAAACCCCCGCGGGAGAGGGUGCAGAUAAAAGGUCCAAACUGCUGCAAAUGGAAGCAAAAGCAGAAUUUACCGAGUUCAGCGGCGGACACACACCGAGACCGAGAGCCAGACAGCCGCCCUGACAGACAUGAACACCCUGACAGUCGUCGCCCUGCUGCACUACUUCCUGUUUGCAGUUUUGGUCCAAUCAGCUCCCGUCAGCUCGCCGUCCGACCAGCCGGCGGCAUUCAGAGAGGCGGCCGAGCGGGCGAAGACGCUGGUGGAGAAAAUCCUGAGAGACAUCCCCGCCGUGCACACCGCCACCAUCAACACUGAGGGUUUGACCCUUGACCCUUCCACACAGACAACAAACCUGCAGAUGAUGGUGACAUCACUGGGCAUCCCCGCCGCCCCCGUUCUCAAACCGCUGUCUGAACGCUUCACACUGGACACCUGCGUGAGUCGCAUGUCAGCGGGCAGCCGGCUGUACCAAGGGCUGCUGGGAGUUUUGUCUGACAGACUGAGUGGACUGAGCGACCUGCGAGCUGACCUCAGAGACCUGCUGACACACAUCAACAAGAUGAAGGAGGUGGCUCAGCUCGGCGGCGCGGUGGAUCAGAACCACAGUCUGGACCUGGCCUCCCGUCUCCAUGGUAACUACGAUGUCCAGGUGGCGGCCCACCUGACGCUGACGCAGCUUCGCUCCUUCUGUCACGACCUGAUCCGCAGCCUGAGAGCCAUCGCCACCCACAGGCCCCGAGCUGAAGGUACACGCUAAGCCCCGCCCACCAGGGACGACACCGCGCUGCGUUCAAGGACACACGGACACAUCGGGAUGACCUGGACGGAGUUAAAGUUGAUUGUGAUCGUUCAUGACCUCUGGAGGAGCCGGUGACCCCGACGACCUGACGGGACAGAUCAGCUGUGUCUGCCUGCAAUGCCUCCUGGGAGAUAUUUUAUUGAUCAGCGAUCGAUGGCCGAACAGACUCAGUUUUUUCCUCGUGAGUUGCCGUAUGCCAGCCGAGAUCCGCAGCCGGAAAGACUCUCCACUCUUUGUCGUUCACGUCUUAAUACAACAGCAGCUUCUGAUGUUUCAGCAACAUCGUUUCUUCUUCAGAGCUUAAAGACGUCACACAUUCUUCUUCUGUACAAAAUAUUCUCACAGAGCUGAAUUCAGAUAUUUAUAUUUAUAUAUUCAGCGAGUCCAAACCACAGAUCCGUCAACUGAGUCUCAGCUGUAACACAGAGACUCGCAGGUUCAGCAGGAAACGAGUCCAGAACCAUCCUGCAGAGCGAAGCGGCAGCGGCGGCUCGGCUCAUCUGAUUGGCCGACGUGCUGCAGGGACCAUCAGCUGGAAUGUGAACGAGUUUAAAAAGCUUCCAGGACUGAAGAGAGACGACUGUGACAGAUCUGAGAUCUGCAGGUCUGAACCUGCUCAGCUUCUGUCUGCAGCGUUUAGAAAAGCCAGGAAGCUUGCAGACGUCUGAGCAGUAAAAACACACUUUGAUUAUUUCUGAUCGGAAGAAGCAAAAAGAAAAGAAGAAGAACUUUUAUUUUGUAGAUCGUUGCUGAUUUUUACAGUUUAUUGGACAACUGGCAUGAGUGUGUGUUGCACUCUGAUCAUUUAUCAGUUAAUCGAUUGCCAGAAAAUUAAUUGGCAGCAAUUUUAAUAAUUGAUUAAUCGUUAGAGACAAUUUUAAGCAAAACUUUUCUGCUUUCAGUGUUUUCGGACACUUUCAGACCAAACGAUUGAUUGUGAUGAUCGAUAAUGAAAACAAUCGUUAUUUGCAGCUCUAAUCAGACUUGAACGUUACCGUAAUUACUGAUCAUUCAAACUUCCUGCUGCUCCUGUUUCACAUUAAAAGCUUCUCCAUUGGUGAAUCAUGCAGAUGCUUUUAUUGUGAAGCAGCAACAGGAAGUGCAUUGUCGUCACAGCGGCUCAGCUGCUCUUUAACUUCCUGUGAACGCUUCGUCUGCAGAUGGUUUCUGAACGCUUCAGGGAGGAAACAUGUUUGUUUCUGUAUAUUUAUAUUUAUUUAUUUGGUGUUUGGGUGUAAAUGUUUGGUGAGGACUUUAAAAUGAGUUUAUAUUUAUCUGCUGUCAUCAGAAACUGCAGGUUAUUUAUACUAUUUUUAUUUAUGACUGAUAUUUAUUUGUUAUUUAUGAUGAAAGUUAUUGUUUUACUGUUGUUGUUUUCUCUGUAUGAAUGAUUUUAUUUUACGUGCGUGUGUGUGUGCGUGCACGUGAGGUCGCAGGACACAUGAACAUGUUUAAUAUAUUUUCUGUAGUUUUAAAAUGGGGUCAAAGGUCAGAGGAGGAAGCCUGCAGGGACGAGCGAGGCUUAAAGUCACUUUUCACUUCAGGAAGUGAAAAGUUUCUCAAGUUCAGCAACAACAGCGAUGAUGUCAGAGCAGCGCUGACGUCAGAGCAGCGAUGAUGUCAGAGCAGCGAUGACGUCAGAGCAGCGAUGAUUCAUAGAAACACGCGUGUGUGUUUGAACAGGAAGUUGUUUGGUGUGUAAAUGAUAUUCAUUUCCUUGCGUUUCAGGCAGGUGUGUGUGUUCAGGUGUGGGACUGACUGAGUCGGUUGUGUGUUGAAGUAAACCCUGUGGGUGAACUCGUUUAUUUACUUCCUUUUUUAUUUAUAAAGAAACAGAUUUUAUACUUUCGUUGAUUUUCUAAAAGUCGUCUUCAGAGAGAAGUAUGUUUCAUAUUGUGUGUAACAGCCAAUCAGGAGUCUUUGUACAUGUAGUUUGUUUUUGAUGAUAAUAAAACACUUUUCACCG
This is a messenger RNA of Siniperca chuatsi (mandarin fish), 4168 nucleotides long. RefSeq names its product granulocyte colony-stimulating factor-like. The record is from RefSeq and is a predicted model, not a curated record. Bases 1531 to 2160 code for a protein of 209 amino acids. Gene Ontology annotation, cellular component: extracellular region. Lineage: Eukaryota; Metazoa; Chordata; Actinopteri; Centrarchiformes; Sinipercidae. The transcript has 5 exons. Gene Ontology annotation, biological process: immune response. Gene Ontology annotation, molecular function: cytokine activity.